Mizuhopecten yessoensis (Yesso scallop) is the source of this 3134-nucleotide messenger RNA. RefSeq lists its product as uncharacterized. The transcript is spliced from 9 exons. The annotation marks the transcript as partial. The record is from RefSeq and is a predicted model, not a curated record. Lineage: Eukaryota; Metazoa; Mollusca; Bivalvia; Pectinida; Pectinidae.
UUUCUGGUCAGUCCAUCACCAUAACCGGAACAAGUACCUUAGUAACGCCGACAUCAGAGCUCAGAAUUACAUGUCAGCCAAGCUCAGCUGGUAUCAGUGAUGUCACUACUACUAGUGUUCAGAAAAACACUAGUAGUACUGACUAUACAUCAAUAGUGUAUGUAGAUUAUAAUAAAGGCAGAUCAUCAUCAGAAAUCAGCUGGGCUAACACAGCUUUCCAGAACAGACAGGGUGUGUCAGCGACAGGAAAUGUGGACAGUGUCGGUGGUGCUCAGCUGGUGUUAACAAUCUCCGCGAACAACACACGAUGUGAGGACGGGGGAGCCUACCGGUGUAAUAUGGGAGUAAUUAUGACAAGUGGUGGUGGUGCUAAUAACAAACACCGAACAAACAUUGGAGAAAUGCCAACUGUUCUGCCGACCUACACUAACGCCCUGUAUGUUACGCCAACUCCCAAUGUGAAUGGUCAGUAUUACUCUGUGGGAACCACACUGACGUUCAGCUGUUCCGGUACUGAAGGCAGUGACAAGAGGAUCCACACGUGGUGUUACAAACAAGCAGGCAGCAUUACCGGAUUUACGGGUUACCCUGCGGACAUUAAUCAGAAUGAAAACGGUUUGGUCCAGGACGGGUGUAACUACAGACGCAGAAGUACACUUACCUACAAUGUAACGGCAGCAGACACAGAAACCACAUUUAUGUGUGAACCAUUCACUGGCAGCAUGUGUGGUACAAGUGCAGCAGGCCUGAAAACCAACUUUACCAUCAGAAACUUUUCUGGUCAGUCCAUCACCAUAACAGGAACAAGUACCUUGGUACCGCCGACAUCAGAACUCAGAAUCACAUGUCAGCCAAGCACAGCUGGUAUCCGUGAUGUCAAUACUAUUAGUAUUCAAAAAAACACUAGCAGUACUGAUUAUACAACAUUAGUGUAUGUAACCUAUGAUAAAGCCUGUUCAUCAUCAGUAAUCAGAUGGGCUAGCACAGCUUACCAGAACAGACAGGGUGUGUCAGCGACAGGAAAUGUGGACACUGUCGGUGGUGCUCGGCUUGUGUUAACAAUCUCCACGAACAACACACGAUGUGAGGACGGGGGAGCUUACAGGUGUAAUAUGGGAGUUCUUCUAUUAGGUGGUGGUGGUGCCGUGGCGGUUGCUGAAAAAUAUGUUACUGCUACAGUUUCUGGUCAGUCCAUCACCAUAACAGGAACAAGUACCUUGGUAACGCCGACAUCAGAACUCAGAAUCACUUGUCAGCCAAGCUCAGCUUGUAUCAGUGAUGUAAGUACUAUUAGUGUUCAAAAAAACACUAGUAGUACUGAUUAUACAUCAAUAGUGACUGUAGCCUAUGAUAAAGCCAGUUCAUCAUCAGUAAUCAGCUGGGCUUACACAGCUUUCCAGAACAGACAGGGUGUGUCGGCGACAGGAAAUGUGGACACUGUCGGUGGUGCUAGGCUUGUGUUAACAAUCUCCACGAACAACAUACGAUGUGAGGACGGGGGAGCUUACAGGUGUAAUAUGGAAGUAACUCUGACAGGUGGUGGUGGUGCCACGGCUAAUGCUGAUAAAUAUGUUACUGCUACAGUUCUGCCGACCUACACCAACGCCCUGUAUGUUACGCCAACUCCAAAUGUGAAUGGUCAGUAUUACUCGGUGGGGACUAAACUGACGUUCAGCUGUUCCGGUACUGUAGGCAGUGACAAGAUGAACCACACGUGGUGUUACAAACAAGCAGACAGCAAUACCGGAUUUACGGGUUAUCCUACUGCAGCGGACAUUAAUCAAAAUGAAAAUGGUUUGGUCCAGGACGGGUGUAAUUACAGACGCAGAAGUACACUUACCUACAAUGUAACGGCAGCAGACACCGAAACCUCCUUUAUGUGUGAACCAUUCACUGGAAGCAUGUGUGGUACAAGUGCAGCAGUCCUGAAAACCAACUACACCGUCAGACUCUGUACGUAUUAAAGCUUAGCAUCCUUGAUAAAAUUCAAAAGACAAUUAUACAUAAACAAAAAACGGGCACAAGAACUAGCAACUUGUCAUGUAUUGUAAAACUUAUCCUGGCGAAGGUUAUCCGGAAGAAUAAGCGUGUUCCGAUUAAUCAACAACAUUCGCUUGUAAGGCAAGAUAAUACUAAGGUGAUGUCACGUUUACAUAGAUAGUAAGGGAAAAUGACGACGUAAUCAACGUUAUUUAAUCCCCUAAUUUACAAGGACAUUUUGAGAUUACAGAGGGCAAGAAGUAUGUCACUAUUACCACAUUGUGACCUAUGCUUCUUUACAUAAGUGUACUGUUUGUUGAAUAUAGAAAACAUUACCGGUGCGAGACUAUGGUUUUUCUUAAAAUAUAUUGCCUUGUAUUAUAUUUGAAGCAUCACAUAAUAAGCCAAUCCAAUUACUAUAUGUUUCUCAGACACCAAUCAACUCUCUUUAAAUUUAAACAUAUUUUAUUUCUGCAGCAAUGUCAUGUUUAUCUGAUUACAUACGCAUUUACACAUGAUAUGCCUGUGAAAAGUCCACUGAUUUGUUUAGGUCUACUAUGGUUGUUGGGCUCUGAUUUUAACGCCGUAAUAAGUUAACAGAAAAGAUGAUUUUUAGCGCACCUUCUCGAAGAUUCUAGGGGCCCAAUCGGGGAAAUAGAGGUAAAACCUUUGAAAUCCUCCUACCAUAGGGAUUUAGGGAUUUUAUCCCAAUUUGGACUGGAGCAUCCUCUGGCCAGGGGAACUUUUGUAUCAACGGUGGGGGUGGCCUCCCUAGGGUAUAGGAGCGGGUCCCAAUAGGGGAAAUAGAGGUAAAACCUUUAAAAUUUUCUUUUCCCGUAAGGUUUGAGAGGUUUGUAUCCUAAAUAAGCCUGGCGCAUCUUUGGACCAAGGGGACUCAAUUUUGUAAAAACAUUGGGUUUGGACCCUCUGGGGGCAGAGGAGCGGGGCCCAAUGAGAAAAUUAUAUUAUGUUAUAUUGGGGACCAAAUAAGGGAGAACAUACUGCCCAAACCCUAGGGGCCAGGGCAGGGCCCCAAAGUGAAAAUUAACCAAUAUUUCAAAAAUCUUCUACUCAGGACUCGAGGUAAUACAGUCCACCCUGUUUUCCCUUCGGGAGGGGUAAAGUUUACUAUAAUUUAUAUAUGGAAAUAACUA